Diachasma alloeum is the source of this 3214-nucleotide messenger RNA. RefSeq lists its product as uncharacterized. The record is from RefSeq and is a predicted model, not a curated record. Gene Ontology annotation, biological process: response to endoplasmic reticulum stress. Gene Ontology annotation, molecular function: protein phosphatase regulator activity. NCBI's taxonomy places the organism in Eukaryota, Metazoa, Arthropoda, Insecta, Hymenoptera, Braconidae. The transcript has 3 exons. Gene Ontology annotation, cellular component: protein phosphatase type 1 complex; endoplasmic reticulum. The coding region runs from base 318 to 2102 and encodes 594 amino acids.
AGCAUUUGCGCACAUUACAUUCACUAAGUUGAAAAUGGCCGCUUAAGACUUAUCGUUAUCGUUCGUGUAAUAAAAAAAAUGUGCCUUUUUAAAAUGGAAUCAAUCGAAAUUACUGUCAACAACAAUCUGGAAGAAUUCAUUGAAAAUAAUUCAUUUAUCUCGCAGAUCAACAGUAAAAAACGCAAAGAUUUUGAGUGUUUUAGACCUUGGAACGACGCACAGUGCAGUGAUCACGUUCAUAGAGUUUGUCCUUGCUUGACUCAGAGAAGAGGGACUGGUGGACUGUUGAUGCACCCUAACGUCUGUUGAUCCGCCCCAUGGAGAUAACACCCAGACGUUCACUCUCCCUAAACCUAGAAAUUACAAACAAGAAUUUCGGCAUUUCCCCCCCAAUCAGAGAGAUGUGGACAGCCCAGAGUAUGAAGACCAUGGAGACACCCCCGUCCGGCUACAGAAUGAGUCACUCCCUGAGUAUGGACGACGCCCGUGUGAACCCCACCCUCCAGAAGAAGGACAACACAAUACUCAGAAGUAUGAUCGGUAUAUUCGGCUCCCUAGGAAGUAUGGUAUCAAAAAUUCCGAGCUUCAUGUCCUCGAUAAACAAUCCACUGUCAGUAACAGUUGUCUCCAACGAGGGUAUCAUCUCCCCGGAGUACAUUCUGAAGAAUCUGACCACAAGUGGUGAUCACGAGGCACCAGAGCCCCUAAAACUCUUCGACGAAAUUCAAGAGAGCUCCCCCUACAACUCAAAAUCAAACAUCGCCGAGAUCUUGGCUGAAAGAGUUGGGGGAAAGGGCUUUCUGGACGUGAAUAAUCUCGCCAAGAGUUGGAUCGAGGGCCUCCAAGACGCCCAGGAAUCAAUAAACUCCUUCAACGAGUCCAACGACCUGAACCUGGCAAUUCAGGAGAGCCUCAAAAUAAAGAGUCAGAAUAAUUACCUUCAGGACACGACCCCAGAAAUAAUCGAUGAAUUAGAAACAAAUUCAGAUACGAAACGAAAUAAAAUUGAGGAAGAGCUCGCGAGGAUGGAGGAGGGGAAAAGCCUCAAAACGAAGAGUCAGAAUAAUUACCUGGAGGCCACAACCCCAGAAACAAUCGAUAAAUUAGAUAUAAAUUCAGACAUGAAGCGAACUAAAAUUGAGGAAGAGCUCGUGAGAAUGGAGGAGGAGAAAACAGAAGCGAAGAUUGACGAUAAAAAUUGUGGGAUGGAAGGGAGUGCUGGUGUGUCGUUCUCAGCAGUAGACGACACCCUCGACAGGAUGGACUGUGGAAUACCUUCGAAGAGGCCUCACCUCCAGAAAACUCGACGAAAACCCAAUACAAUAGCCAGAAGCAGGGGCAAAGCCAGGGGCAAAUAUCAGUUGAGAAAGUCUGGGGUGAGUCAGUCGAAGCACAGAAAGGAGAGGACCAAGCAGAAUCUUUAUUCGAACAUUCAGGAUGACUUGAGUGCGUGGGAGGAGAUGGAGGAUGACUCCUCGGAGGAAGUCCAUUGUCGCAUACCGAUUGUCGAUGGGGAGUGCAGAGAUGCUGAUGCAUAUCACAUACCGGAGUAUCCCAUGUUCAUUGAGACGUUCGUCCUUGGGGAGUCGGGGAGGACCCAGAGGGGGAGGAAGGUCAGGGGUCCCGACAGGGGAAAGCUGUCGUACAGGGUGAGGUUCCGACCCGACUGCAAGGAGGACGUCUUAUCACCGAUUACUCAUGACUUCAGACAGAGAUUGCUCUCGGAGAGCUCCAUUGACUCAGAGGACAGUUGCUGCAUUGUCUUUGAGGAUGAGUCAGAGUAUCAGUCAGAGGACGGUUGUGGUAGUGAGGAGUACGAUUUUGGGGACAGCAGCGAUGAGGAUGAGGAGAAAGAGGAGGAGGAGAGGGCUGAGCAAAAGGUCCGCUUCAAUCUCGAGCCAACGGUUCACACGAUGAUACAAUGGAACUACGCGUAUCGUGCAGCACGCAGAGGCCCCUGGGAGCAAAUGGCCCGAGAUCGGGACCGUUUCCGAGUCAGGAUAAAUUGUAUUGGACGUGUGUUGGAUCCCAUCCUGACUGUUAAACACCGUGAAUGCAUUUGGCACGAUCGUUUUUCCGUCGACGAGUCGAUACAAAAAUAGGGAAAAUUAAUGAAAUUAAAAAAAAAAAUAGAAGAAUUAAAAAUUUAAAGAGUGAAAAUAAAGGAGAACGCUGCAACUAAAAUCAAUUUUUCAUCAUCAUAGGAGAAGGAUUUUAAAGACUACGUUUGUUAUUAUAAUUUAAGGAUAUAUUGUAUUGGUCCGAGACACACGGGUGCAAUAUGGUGGAGGAUUAUAAAUUAUGGUCGAUUAGUUUAAUUUCGUGUACCACAAUUUUCUUAUUUAACCGAUUUAACUAUUCCAUUCUCUGUUUAUUGAUUAGAAAAAAAAUCUAAAAUUGAGGUUUAAUGAUGGAAAUCCAUUCAGAAGGAUCAAUAUUUGAAUUAAAUUUAAUAACAAGCUGUUCAGUGUGAUGAUUCUCUUCGGAUUUCUUCAAUAAAACGUUCUCGACAUGUAAAUACAGGAUAAUUAAUCGAUGUAAAAGAGUUUUCAUAGUUAAUAUAUGCUUCACUUGAGUUAAUUCGAAGAGACAGUUGUUCGCUUGUUGACUCCUUUGUUACCAUGGUGAUCACGAGAAAAUAAUUGAUUUUAAAAAUUUUCAAACCCAAUUUUUUUGCUAUUCAAAAAAAAAACUAUUCUCUGGCAGAAGCAAGAGAAUUGUUUCCAAAAAAAUUGUUUUCAUGAAAAUUGUUGAUAUUUUCUAAAAAAAUUCUAUUACAAUUUUCCUGUGCAAUAAAUGAAAAAUUAUUGGUGUUGAAUAUUUAUUAAAUGUCGUUAUAAUUCUCCAGCAAAUUAAUUUCAUCAGAUGGUCAAAUUCUCCAGGCAUUAACUCUUCUGUUAAUAAUUAUAGUAGAAUAACUAAAUCGCAUUAUGAAGUACCUACACCAUAUUCAUCUAUCUGUAUAAAUAUAAAGAGUAAAUAAGUGAAUCGUUCGCCUAGAUAAGUGUAAUAUAAAGGAAAAAAAGUGUAAAAUGGAAAAAGUAAUUUAUGCAGCUUUGUAUAUCCCAUACUUUUUCAUUUGUCUCUAACAAUCCAAAAUUAUCUGCAUAAAUCAAUAUUAUUUUAAAAUCACUGUCCGAAUAGUUAAGUGACAAAAGAUUGUGUAAUUACAGUUACCUGUGUUAAUCAAUAAAAUUAAUUAUAUUCGCAAUGA